UAACAAGCUCAUCUCUGUAAAUCUAUCAGGUAGGGUUGCCAUCCAUCGAUAACAGGGGAGCCAGUAGUGUUGGUCACUGAAAUGGCAAUUCUGUUAAGAACUCGUUUCCAGAAACUUCCCCAGGGCACUUUUUUUCUGAGCCAAAAGGACAAGUCAUUACGACUGAGGACUACGACCAGUGUAUCGCUCUAUAAUCGGCAAAUUGUAUUUAUUCGUUACUUAAAUAACCAAGACUGCGCCAAGUCAUAAUGAAGCACAUAAUGGAAACGAAUCUACCGGCAUCCAUUUGGAUGAAAAAGAGAUUCGAAUCGACUUUGAUGCGUUCUUCCGCGCCAAGUUUUAACAUGUCCAAUGGGAUGAAAAAGAAGACUGUGUCCUUUUCACGACUCAUACGCGACGAUCGUGCUGCAGGGGGCCGCCCGACCAAUUGGGUAAAAAAGAAAACUGUGUCGGCGCGGCCACUCGGCCGCGCCCAUCUUUCCACAGAGGACCUGGCCCAUCAAUUGGCCAGCAUGUCCUUGAAUAAUCUGCCGUCGAUGCAACCGCGUCGUCGUAAUUCUAUCACCAACGAAUUUCCAGAUGAUCCACCUAAGCCAGCUUUCAACUGCCGCUCCUCGCUCGUCCGACGCAACUCAAUAAACCUCCCAAUUGAGGCCAAUUUUGCCAUGUCCGUGCUGAAGGGGAAUGAUGAUGAUGAUGAUGAGGAGGAGGAGAAGGAGAAGGAGGAGGAGGAGGAGGAGGAGGAGGAGGAGGAGGAGGAGGAGGAGGAUGAAGUACAGGAUCUAAAUGAGCCAGCUACAUCGACCUCGCAAGACGCAAUCCCGAAGCCGCCCAAGAAUUUCGGCUUUACCUUCUAG
Messenger RNA from Drosophila mauritiana, 857 nucleotides. RefSeq names its product transcriptional regulator ATRX. The coding region runs from base 249 to 857 and encodes 202 amino acids. NCBI's taxonomy places the organism in Eukaryota, Metazoa, Arthropoda, Insecta, Diptera, Drosophilidae. The transcript is spliced from 3 exons. The record is from RefSeq and is a predicted model, not a curated record.